This is a messenger RNA of Aspergillus saccharolyticus JOP 1030-1, 1812 nucleotides long. RefSeq lists its product as uncharacterized. The record is from RefSeq and is a predicted model, not a curated record. Lineage: Eukaryota; Fungi; Ascomycota; Eurotiomycetes; Eurotiales; Aspergillaceae. The transcript is spliced from 12 exons. The coding region runs from base 1 to 1812 and encodes 603 amino acids.
AUGAAAGCGUCUAAUGCUGCGCGACCUGCUGUUGAAACUGCAGCAAGAAUAUUAGCUCUUGAACAGCAAGCUGCUAUUCUCACCCAAACUUCAGGAGAAUCUAUGACCGCAGAGGCUUGUCUUCGUGUCGAAAAAACAAAGUUCACUUUGCUUCAGAUUUUCGGAACCAUUAUACUCGAUUUGUUUCUCACUAUCGGUCCCCUUGUCCCUACUUUCUACCCUCCUGAAACCAGCUGCAAUUGCCAUAGGUCUGGGGUCAACUUGCUCUCUUUUGUUCUUCCCAAAUCAGCAUCCUAUACAGUUCUAGCAAGUCUGCGAGGAACAGUCGAUCUGAUGGAGAAUCUAAUCGUUUUUUUCGAUUACUGCUUUACAACAAGGACCGAGCAGCUUGAAUCUGAAUCAAUUAAACCGGCUCGGGUAUUCCUCCCUAUCGACUUUUCUCGCGGCCGGUGGAGUGCGGAGGAUGUGGUCAGCUUGAGAGACCCCAUUCAAAAAGUGAUAUUUGCAGGGUCAUCCUUGCUGGACUUUCAUAUUGGCUACCUACAGCAGCAUGAGACUAUGAAGGAGAUACCAAAAGAGUCAGUAAAGCCCACGGUCGGUAACAAUGGCUCUCACUCAUGUCAAGGAUCCAAGCUCGACAAAGUCUUUCAAAAUCUGUCUUAUGAGGGUUAUCCGCUCGUCGAGGAAAAUAUGCAGGCGCUGAAAGAUUCCUCUUCUGAAACACUGCCUGCAUGCCAAGGGGCUUUAUCUAUGAUCUCGGAAUGCUUCCAUGCGAUUAAUUCUACAAGAUGGCUUGGGAAAUAUCCGACGGCUGCCCUGGAGAAUUUACAGCGAGCACGAGCCGCUUCUGCAUCUCAAUUAACAGAACGACUGUUAGAUACAUACCCUAGUUCCUUCGACGAUGAAGGUAACUUCACUCGAGCAUUUUAUCUGAAAACGCCUCACCCGCUGCAAGGCUUGAUGAUCGGCAUGGUUUUCAAAGAAGAAGUUCUCACACUGGUCGACGCAAUGAUAGCGAAUCGGCUACCUCGAGGCAUCCGAUUAAUCAUUUCCUGGGCAUCGCGGAGCGAUGAUUCUGUUCCAGAUCAGUUUUCCCCCAGCGAUCCAGACACCAAGCAAGGGCUUUUCGCCCUAGGGAUGGUCGCAGUAACCAUUGCUCAUGGUGUGCCAGCAGUCAUACCUUCAACUCAGACGACGUUGAUUGUCUACAUGUCUGACUUCGUAUUUUCAAUUAUCUGCCUGGUUGCCUGGUACAUAGGCUCGGGACAUGGUUCCGGGAAUCCUCAUGAAUUAGGAGCAAUUAUGGCCGUGGUUGUUAUUAUUCUGAUGCACAUUUCCAGCUAUGAAAAUCCCGGUUCUGGGUAUUCAGUCUUCUGGAGUCUAAUUCUUUCUCAUCGGCAGUUAAUUAAACGAAUUGCAGAAGAAAUGGGUGCCUUAAUCGGACCUAUUGCGUUACUGAAUCUAGAAUUCUCAAGUUCCGAUUUCGAUAGCAAAUCGCUCGCUUCCGUUGCAGGGCUGUCCCGAGAGCUGAACCAGGCACUGAGUCGUCUAUUAUCUCUCUCAUCCACUUCGCCGCUUGACUUCCAAGAAAAGUGGGCGAAAUCUGUCGGCAUGCUCGACCAACGAGACAUCGACGAUAUCAUGGUAGUCAUCACUGUCAUUCAAUUUCGAGACGAGAACUAUCGGCGGUAUUGUGUCGCGUUCUAUUGCUAUGUGGAAUUGCUGGUAACUUUUGAUAAGUUGGUUUUUGUGGUCAAGGAGAGAGUGGGGGAGAUGUAUAUGCUUCCCCACGACGACCAUGAGAAUGUUUGA